Molecule: messenger RNA, 2253 nt
Organism: Paramacrobiotus metropolitanus
Lineage: Eukaryota; Metazoa; Tardigrada; Eutardigrada; Parachela; Macrobiotidae
Product: calcium/calmodulin-dependent protein kinase kinase 1-like
Exons: 6
Coding region: 332-1855 (507 amino acids)
Biological process (GO): protein phosphorylation; intracellular signal transduction
Cellular component (GO): cytoplasm
Molecular function (GO): protein serine/threonine kinase activity; ATP binding
Source: RefSeq, a predicted model, not a curated record
ACCAGUUUGGAAGCGCCUUAUGAAUUAUGAUACUACCUCAAUUAAUCCCUGGAUAAGAUUGCUGAGAUAAUUAUAAUAUUACAGUACUUAAUAAUCAUGUAAAUUUGGGAACUGCAGUUAUGGUUUAAGAGGUAUUCUUGAAACUAAUUGCAGUGAUCGGGUGCUGUUUUAUAAUAAUAUUAUAUCGAUUGCUGGCUGCAAUACACUUCGCUGUUUCCCAUACCAAAGCUAAAAGCAGGAAAUCCAGAUUUAGCUCAAUCGGCGGAUUCUGCGAAAUUCGGAGACAUCCCGACAAUUUGUGCGCUAUACUGCAAACUGCUACAAAAUUGCUAUGGACACUGCAGUUUUAUCGGAGAUUGUAGAAGGAAUGCCCCUGAAUUUUUCCAUUGGAAAACACCCUAUUAAUGAUGGAAGUGGAUCACCGUCUGUGGAUGCAUCUGAAAAUUUGCCUUGUAAUGCACAUCCCGAUGUGCACGGAAACUCCCCAAAGGUGAAUGGAAGCGGGGAUAGAAUUGUCAGAGAUUUGUCUGACGAAUCCAGCAACCAGUCCAUCGAGGUUACCGUCGUGCAGUUGCUACCAGACUUUGAAGGAUCGUUAGAAGACAUGGCCUUUGAAGCACCUGUCAGUUAUACCGAAGAAGAUUUGUGUAACUUGCAAAAAGAAAUUAUCGUGGAUGAAGCUGUGGCCGCUACUGUUCUGCAAGAGCAGCCUGAUUCACUGUCGACGGGAUUUCUUCCUCCCUGUUUACUGCAAAAGAUCGUGGAUGCAACAGAGGACAUUGACGGUUUGAAUCCGGAUACUGCGGUGAAGGCUUUCCAGCCAUUACUGCGCACAAAUCUUUCUACAAGCUUAUCUGUUACGAGCGAAGGGUUCAUCCAGAUGAACGAUUACAAAAUAUCCUUUGAUUCAAUGGGAGGCGGUCGUCUGUCGGAAGUCCGUGUGGCAUUUAAUGAGAAGGACGGCCAACAUUAUGCUGUAAAAAUACUAUCCAGACGGAAGAUGCAGUGUUACAAUAAACUGCUGAGGUCUUCGAGGAAUCCUUUGGCUGAAACGUACAGAGAAAUCGAUGUUCUAAGAAAGUUGGAUCAUCCUAACAUUAUCCAGUUAGUUGAAGUGGUCGACAAUCCCACCGAUGAUAACAUUUAUAUCGUGACGGAACUUCUUGAUCAGGCAUUGAUGGAUCUUCCGACAGAAUCUCCGUUCCCUGAAUCGGAAGCACGAAAUUACUUCCAAGAGAUCUUGGAUGGUGUUGAUUACUUGCACUCUCAGAAAGUUGUUCAUCGAGAUCUGAAACCGGAUAAUAUGUUAUUAAGUAAACAAGGCCGAGUAAAAAUCGCUGACUUUGGAUUCUGCGAAGAGGGCGGUUCCGAUACCGAAGACUCAACUGGUACAGAGUCAGACACCAGUAAUUCUGAUGCCGUCAACGAGCCGGAAGUAUCCGCCGUGCACGGGACACCGGCAUUUACGCCUCCGGAAUGCCUUCGAACGACAAACAAGCCGGUUUCGGGCUACGCCCUGGACAUGUGGUCACUGGGUGUGACUUUAUAUGCCCUAAUCGUAGGAGAUGUCCCGUUCAAAGGUGACUCUAUGCCCCAGCUCUUCAAAGCAAUCCUCAAUGAUUCUGUAGAGUUUCCCGCGGAUGCUGACAUUUCCCCUGAAUUAAAAGAUCUCCUUGCACGCUUGUUAACGAAGAAUCCGAAGAGGCGGAUUCGGAUGGAAGAUGUUAAGCUGCAUCCUUGGCUGCAGACAGAUAACCACGCGCCGGGCGGUGACGUCGGCAGUGGUGAUGACUGUAAAAAUGGCGCUUUAUCAUCCGUUAUUGAGAGAAAAGGAAGCCAUCAUCUGCGGUCGUAACGGAAGAUGAUCUUAUAAAAAUGUGCAUUGGGGAUAGUUAUUGUGUGGGAUACAUGUUUGUGGAUUGUAAAAUAAUGAUAUAAUUACGGCUGUUACAUAUAUACGUACCAAAGUCCCGUUUAUUUCAGAACUCUACGGAUUAAUUAACGUUAAAUUUGUUGCUGUUAAUGUUAUUACUUUAACAGUACCUUGCUUUGUGUACAUAAUACGGAUUACAGAGUCUUGCUGAAAAUGCCAGACAACGUUUUUUUAUUCUCAGAUUCUGUAUCCAGUUUUUCCUGUAAAAUUACUGCUCCGCUCACUCAGAUGUGCUUGUUUAACGCACAAUGUUCUGUCAAAUAAUCUUGCAGCGGAGAGCGAUGCGAUAUUCGUUGCUGACCAGUGAUCAAUAAAAAUUA